CGUCAAGGUGCCGGCUGUGAAGGGGCUUAGUGUGAGCCGAGCGAGCGGCCGAGGCGGGCUCGGAGAAGUAGGAUGCGGGCGGCUAACGGGUUCUGGGCGGCGCUGGCCUUGAUCCUGCUCCCCGGAGACAGCAACGCUCUGCGAGAGGGAGACUGCGAAGUAUGUGUGUCAUUCCUGGGAACUUUCUAUCAGGCUCUACAAGAGAAUAAUGUUGAGUUCACACCGAACAGUAUUGAAAAAGAACUUUUGAAAUUCUGCAAAGAGGCAAAAGGCAAAGAAAACCGUUUUUGUUAUUACAUUGGAGCAACCAGUGAUGCAGCCACCAAAAUAAUUAAUGAGGUAUCAAAACCUCUAAGUCAUCAUAUCCCUGUUGAGAAGAUUUGUGAGAAGCUGAAAAAGAAAGAUAGUCAGAUCUGUGAACUGAAAUAUGAUAAACAGAUUGACCUGAGCACUGUGGACCUGAAGAAGUUGAGAGUCAAAGAACUGAAAAAAAUUCUAGAUGACUGGGGUGAAACAUGCAAGGGCUGUGCAGAAAAAUCAGAUUACAUUCGUAAAAUCAAUGAACUGAUGCCUAAAUAUGCACCAAAAGCAGCCAGUUCGCGGACAGAUCUCUGACCACCAUAGUGACCUCUAUCAAUUAGCGAGAUACACACAAACUAUGUUAAUCUUUCUAUUUUCUUUCCUGGAAAGCUGUUUUUUGUAACUUAUUUAACUGGGUUUCAAGUGUCAAAUUGGAGGGAUUCUUGCAAUGCUGGUUCAGCUGCCUUGUCAUGUCUCAAGUUUUUAUUUCUAUUAUCUCUGAUUUAUUAUAAGACUUUGACAUGCAUAUGGGAUUUUUGAAUAAAAGUUAUGAAACCUAGUGUCAGUUGAACUAAGAAUUGGCAUUAGUUUAAUGUCAAGACUGAAUGUUGCACUUUUCCAGCACUACCUGAGUAACAGACAUAAUGGUUUGAAGAUGAUCUAUGAGAAAGUAUAGCUUGAGUUUGCUGUUAUGACUGUCUUUCUACACUCCAUCCUUUUAAAUGCUGAACACUAUUAUUACAUAUCCAGAUGAAAUAUUUUAAGUGCUAGUCUUGCACAUCUUUGACAGGAGUUAAUCUCUUUGAGUAAGACAGACAUUCAUUCUGUCUGUUUCCACUGCCAAUGCAGAUGACAAUCCUUUCUUAUUCAACUACAAAUAUGCACUGGCAGAAGGGGAAGAUAACUUACAUUCACUUUUUUUUAAAAAAGAAUGAGUACUAGUUUCAUAUGAUGCCCAUACUAUAAACUUAAAGCAACCUGUGUUGUGCUGGCUGUCAGUGGUGUUCUGGGUGUAGGCAUUGCAGAUGGCAUCAACUUGAGCUUUCUCUGCUCAGGAUGGAAUUAAAACUGCAUGUGACUCCCUUUUGAGAAAAAUAUGGCUGUAAACUAGAAAUUUUUUUAUUUUUGACCAAUGUAAACGUGAAGGCAUUGAGGUGUUAAUGAAUUACAAAAAAGAGACAAUUGUUCAGAAUUGUUAGUUUUGUUCAGGGAAGUCCCUCAGGGCUUUAAAUAUAUACGUGAACUGUAUUCUGAUUCCCUUGUUUGAUGUAUGCUCAUUUGAAUAGAUUUGGCAGGGAGCAGCCAUUGGACAGGAAGUUUUGCAGAAUGUUAUGUUACCAGAAAUUACAAUCAUAUGGGGAAAAAAUGGAGGAAGGAACCCCUACAGGGAAAAACAAAGUGUGCCCUUAAUUAAUAAAUAUACUUUGAAAUAAUAAAUAUUGUAAAAUAGG
Python bivittatus (Burmese python) is the source of this 1751-nucleotide messenger RNA. RefSeq names its product mesencephalic astrocyte derived neurotrophic factor (gene MANF). Lineage: Eukaryota; Metazoa; Chordata; Lepidosauria; Squamata; Pythonidae. The record is from RefSeq and is a predicted model, not a curated record. Gene Ontology annotation, cellular component: endoplasmic reticulum. Gene Ontology annotation, biological process: dopaminergic neuron differentiation; neuron projection development.